GGCGCCGGCGAAAGCAGGGCCACGUCUACCCUACAAACGACGCUGCGCGCACCGAGCCUCGUAAGAAUAAAUAACGAAGCGGAAGCUACUGGGCAACAUAUUUACGAGAAGUAGCUAAGAUCUGGUAACGCUGGAGUUUGGACGGUAUUCCAUCUACCGUUUCGGCUACAACUGCACGGGGCUCUUCGAGGGCAUUGAAGCGUCGUCCGCCAAGAUGAACAAGACCGCCACUUCCCACAUGAGCCGAGGAGCCUUUGCUGUAAAAAAGUCCUACAGCAUCGAGAACGGCUACCCGGCUCGCCGUCGCUCGCUCGUGGACGACGCUCGCUUCGAGACUGCACUCAACCGCGUCCAGAAGCAGAGCCUGCUGCAAGAAGUGCGAUCUUCCUCUACUGGAGAAGAACUGACGGACGAUGAGCUCCUGUUGACUCAAGCUUUGAGUCAAGGAGAAGAGAAGAGUCAGGCGCAAGUAACGUCUCUGCUGCUCACUCUAGCUGGGGGCCUCACGGGCCUAUCGAGGAUCCUCAAAACUUUCGAGAACACGAGCGGGUUGGUGCUCCAUGUCGAGACUAGACUGGUGAGGAACAUGGACUUUACCGAACAAGAUAUUGCCAUUGCCAGGGAGAAGAAGCAGCUCAGUUUUGAGGUGCUGAUUAAAGUGUACAUUGAAGCCGAGCCUUUGUUGUCGUUGCUGAAGGCGUUGCGGCAAGGGUCAAGCACCACCGCCGUCAGGCUCCUGCCGCCAGAAAAAACGUUUCACUCCAACGAACGAGAUUUUUCGUGGUUCCCUCGGCACAUCAGCGAGUUGGACAAGUGUAACCACCUCAUGACCAAGUACGAGCCAGACUUGGACAUGGACCACCCUGGCUUCUCUGACCCCGUGUAUCGGGAGCGUCGCAAGGCCAUCGCCAGUAUCGCUUUCUCGUACCGACACGGCGAGACGAUUCCUCGCGUGCAGUACCAGCCGGAGGAGAUCAAGACCUGGAGCGUCGUGUUCAAAGAGCUCGACAAGCUUAUACCUACACACGCCUGUCGUCAGUACAGGGCUGUCUGGGAAAUUCUGAAGCGCGACUGUAACUACUCGGCUGACGCAAUCCCUCAGCUGCAGGAUGUUUCUAACUUCAUGCAGAAAAAUACCGGGUUCACGCUGCGGCCUGCCGCCGGUCUCUUGACAAGCCGAGACUUCCUUGCGUCUCUGGCGUUCCGUGUGUUUCAGUGCACGCAAUACGUGCGACAUCACUCGUCUCCCCAUCACAGCCCGGAGCCGGACGUGAUCCAUGAGUUGCUCGGCCACGCUCCCUUGCUGGCCGACCCUCAGUUUGCUCAGUUCUCCCACGACCUGGGACUGGCUUCCCUCGGCGCAACCGACGAAGAGAUAGAGCUUUUUGCUACAAUGUACUGGUUCACGGUGGAGUUCGGUCUGUGUCGGGAGAACGACGGCAAAGACUUGCGUGCGUGGGGCGCUGGUUUGCUCAGCAGUUACGGUGAGCUGAGCCACGCACUCUCCAGCGCUCCCGAGCACCGAGAGUUUGAGCCGAGCGUGACGGCGGUGCAGCCAUACCAGGACCAGGACUACCAGGAUGUCUACUUCGUGGCUGAGUCUAUUACUGAUGCUCAGUCUAAAUUCAGGAGGUGGGCGGCGGCCACCCUGACGCGUCCCUACGAGGUGCGUUACGACCCCUUCAGCUGCUCCGUGGAGGUCCUCAACUCCCAUCGCGCCCUCACGCGCGCGGCCGGCGGCCUGCUGCACGAGCUCGUCAAUAUCACCGCCGCACUCGAGAAGCUGCAAGACUAGAUGCUCUUCGAAAAUUGAUGAAAAAUGGUCAACUUCGAUCAUGGGUUAUGUUUAAAACUUGAUGGUUGCUGGAAUCCGUGACAAAAUGGUUAUUUUGGUGUUUGGCUAGUUCUGUUGACAUCUGCCUUUAGGUACCAUAUAGAAUUAAAUUUAAACGUCACUACUUCAUUGAGAGGCCAAAACUUUAAUUCAGUUCCUCUUAAAGCUUGUAUGAUCGUCAUAAAAACUGUACAUUGUUGUAGGAUCGUCGAACAAAAUGUUAACUUACCCGUAAUUUGUGAAUCCAGCUUUAGCCGCAUUCGGAGUGCGUUUCGAUAAAUAAUUAUAACGGGUUUCAGCAACUUUUCGAAAGAAAUAGUCACGCAGUCAAUUAUUUGACGGCGCACAAACUGUUUGAUUUUAACGGUCGUUACAUUUGACAUCUGUAAAAGAUACAGACUGAGAUAUAAUAACCAUAUAAGUUUCAUCUGAUGUUAAAUUUCUUUAAAAGUUUAAACGAUUGGCUUAAUUAAGAAGUUUGUUUAUAACUCGGCAACGACUCGGGGGUGCUGACGAAAUCAUAUUAGUCGCUAAGACGAUAAUGGUCGAAUCCUUAUAGUGAUUUGCACAUGGUUAGUGUAUGCGAGUGAUCGGAAGCCUAUAAGAAACACAUUAGCUUUUAAGCGCAACUGCGUCGCUCUCUUUAAAGAGAAACACUUUAGCUUCUAAGCGCAACUUCAUCGCUCUCUUUAAUGUAAAACUCAUUAGCUUUUAAGUGCUACAUCGUCGAAAUAUCUAGUGAGAAACACAUUAGCUUUUAAGCGCAACUACGUCGCUCUCUUGGAUGAGAAACACAUUAGCUUUUAGCGCAACUACAACGGCUUUAUGGAUGAUGAGCCUGAUCGAAAAACAAUGUAACUUUAAGAUUAAAGUUAGUUGAUGAGCCGGGCGUUUAAAAAACGAUGAUUUUUAUUAAUUUUUAAAGUACUAUUUGCGGUAUCCCAGUAAUUGAAAUUGAGAGAAAAGAAUAUUUCCACCAACUUUUAGGACAUGAAUUCGAUACACGGUUGUGCUAAACUAGGACCGCAAUACAUAUUCUGCGGUCAAAAAGAAUUUACUUAUAAAAAAUAUUGAGAUGAUUUAACCAAUUACCUAAAGUAUAAGCAAUUAGUCAUAAUUUGAAUUUAAUAAAUGAGCAGUAAAACUAUGGCAUUGAGCAGUAAAAGUAAGCAUCUUCACUUUUCAAAAAUAUUUCUAAAUGCGAAAUAAUUUGCGAACUAAAAUUAAGGUUUUAUUGCGCGUACAAGGGAUUGACAAAUGUUGCUCGUUGUCUAUGCUUACACUUGUUGCAUGUUGUCCGUGAUUGUGAAUGUUGGGUGUGGAAAAAUAUAUGACAUCCUCGAUA
Molecule: messenger RNA, 3179 nt
Organism: Hyalella azteca
Lineage: Eukaryota; Metazoa; Arthropoda; Malacostraca; Amphipoda; Hyalellidae
Gene: ple
Product: tyrosine 3-monooxygenase
Exons: 13
Coding region: 215-1795 (526 amino acids)
Biological process (GO): dopamine biosynthetic process from tyrosine
Cellular component (GO): perikaryon; cytoplasm; axon
Molecular function (GO): tyrosine 3-monooxygenase activity; iron ion binding
Source: RefSeq, a predicted model, not a curated record